Messenger RNA from Cynoglossus semilaevis (tongue sole), 1530 nucleotides. RefSeq names its product cholesterol 25-hydroxylase like 1, tandem duplicate 1 (gene ch25hl1.1). The record is from RefSeq and is a predicted model, not a curated record. Gene Ontology annotation, molecular function: oxidoreductase activity; iron ion binding. NCBI's taxonomy places the organism in Eukaryota, Metazoa, Chordata, Actinopteri, Pleuronectiformes, Cynoglossidae. The coding region runs from base 391 to 1320 and encodes 309 amino acids. The transcript has a single exon. Gene Ontology annotation, biological process: lipid biosynthetic process.
GGGGGAUAAAUAAAUAUGUGAAAUAAAUGAAAUCAGAAAGACUUGAAGAGUCUGUGAAAUGAUGAGACAUGAACCAAAAAUUCUUUCCUUUUCACAUGUAAAACCUUGGAAACUCAUUUUAGAGCCAGUCAGUGGCUUGUUAUAACGUUCAGUCAUCGGCUGAUGCCAAUCCCAGAGGGCAGUAGGUGAGGAUGGAGCCAGCCUACCUAACAAACAAACAAAUAUAUAAAAAAAAACCACAGUGAAGGAAAAGAAAACCACAUUCGUUAAUACGUUUGGCUCGGAAUACUAGCCACACGUUGACCAUUUGACUGAUUGCACGGGUUAAUACCCAUAAAUCUGAGGCUUAUUAUUAUUCCUUCCUGAACUCUUUAAAUCUUUUUGUGGCCGAUGAGGGAAGAAAAGCAAAAAAAAAGCCAUGAGCUAAGUUCCUUCAGUCUGUAUAAAAAGGCAGAACCUUCUGUGGAUGGCGACAGAGCAGACAUCAAGAUGUUGGACGUCAGAUCGCUGCCUCUCCUGCUGCAGCACUCCAGGUCCUCGGACCGUCUGCUGCAGCCUCUCUGGGACCGUCUCCUCCUCCAACACCGGCCUCUCGUCUCGUCGCCCUUUUUCCCAGUGGUUCUUGCGUUUUCCAGUUACUUCCUCUUCAGUCUGCCGUUUACCGUUCUGGAUCUCCUGGGAGAGAAGGUUCCGCUGCUGCACCGUUUCAAGAUCCAAAAGAACAGGCAGCCAACGCUGCGAAUGAUGAGCCAGAGUUUCCUCCUGGCGUUGUCCAACCACCUCGUCUUCGUUCUCCCGGCCGUUGUCAUUAGCACCUUCAUAUUUCCGGCGGUGGAGCUGCCGCAGGACGCUCCGUCCGUCCCCGAGGUCCUGGUCGACGGCCUGGCCGUUCUCCUUCUCUUCGACACACAGUACUUCAUUUGGCACUUCAUCCAUCACAAGGACAAACGCCUCUACAGGCAGAUUCAUGCAGUGCACCACGAAACCACGGCUCCUUUCUCCUGGGCGUCGGAGCAGCUCAGCAUCCCAGAACUCAUGACCGUGGGUCUGUGGAGCCACUGGGAUCCCAUUAUUUUAAACUGUCACCCACUCACCACGUGGUGUGUCACAGUUUUCAGUAUCUGGAUGUCCGUGGAGGACCACAUAGGCUACGACCUCCCGUGGACCCUCAACCACGUAGUGCCUUUCGGUCUGUUGGGCGGUGCACCGGCCCACGACAUGCACCACCAGAGACCGAGCAGCAACUACGCUCCGUUCUUCAGACACUGGGACGUCAUCUUCGGCACCAGUGCCCACUACGAAAAAAAGGAACAUCAUUGAGACUGAAACAUAUCUGUGGCGCCUCUGGGAAUCAAACGCAGGACUCUCUGCUUCUGAGGCAGGUGUGCUAACCGUUACACUACGGAACCAACUUUACUGAAAAAAAUUGCAGAUUUUCUUUCAACCCAAUCAACGAGCCUUUGGUUUUCAAAAUAAAAGUAAGAUCACAGUCGUGUACGAACUAUUUAAACAAGCUGUAUCAUCACGGUG